GUUCUACCUGUAAUCUGAAAAAGAAUUUGAGGUCACCUUAUCAGUUUGUCCUUAUGACAAAACAACUACUUAAUGUUCUGAGAUAUAUUUCAACACCUCCCCCUAAUUCACAAACCGAGAUAUAUUUCGUGGGAAUUUAAGAAACAAUAGGAGCCACCAUUUAUUUCAUUGCAAAUUGCUGGGAAGACAUGGCAACACGAACUGUUGUGAUUGCGGUUGAUGGCAGUGAACGUGCUGAUGCUGCACUGAGUUGGUACUUGGAACACCUGCACAAGCCAGAGAAUGACGUAGUUCUUGCGCAUGCGCCACCGGAACCCUCAGCUGCCAUCACAUUUACUGGAAUGUACACUGCAGGACCCAUUCCUAUAGAUACUUGGAAACAGGUUGUUGAAGAGCACAAAGCUAGUGUCAAGAAGCUUCAGGAAAAAUACCAAGCUGCUUGUCAGGGUAAACUGGAAAAGGUAAAAUGGGUCGUCAAGGUUAGAAGAGACUCAGCAGGCGAGGAAAUAAUUAAGGUUGCGGAAGAAGAAAAGGCUGACAUGAUCGUGAUGGGGAGCAGGGGUCUUGGAACAAUCCGCCGUACUAUUUUAGGCUCUGUUAGUGACUAUGUUCUUCACCAUUCAAAAGUGCCAGUUAUAGUUUAUACAACACAUUAAUUAUUUGAAAUUAAUUAUGUAAAGAACAACAUUAUCAUGAUUGCCUUGAAAAUGUCUCUCUUGUAUAGUGUCAUCAAUAACCAAUCAGUUUAUCGAGACAUUAACUAAACUUAUAAUUUUAGCUGGUACAAAUAUAGAUUUCGCCGAAUAAACAUUUAAGUAAACUCGAAUUUAAACGUAAGCCUAAUUAUGUUGUUAGCCCUAUCGGCAAAAAUUAGUGUUACAUAACAUUGUGUAAUUUAUAAUAAAUUAUGUCAUUCAUUAUAUAAUAUAAUAAAAUAGCCAAC
Molecule: messenger RNA, 943 nt
Organism: Owenia fusiformis
Lineage: Eukaryota; Metazoa; Annelida; Polychaeta; Sabellida; Oweniidae
Source: the annotation of a GenBank genome assembly